UGUGUCUAAUUAUAGAUAUUUUGUAGUCAAUGAUGCCUGUAAAACAGCCAAAAAAAAAAGCUUUUAAGACUGCAGCAUAACAUAUUAAAAUGGCUGGCAGAGUUGUAUGCAAAUGUGUCUGCAUGCCGUGUGGAGCAGGAAAACGCAGUUAAACGAAGGGAAAAGCAGCUUGACAUUGACAUUGGAAGCGAGGCGAAGAGAGCGCCAGAAUGUCCAGAGCUUUGCAAGCUCUCUCACUGGACUAUAAAAGCCACAUCCUGGCGGGCCGAGGCUGCAUUUGCCCACGAAUCGCAACAGGGGCAGGACGAGCCCAGCUUUGAGUCGCGCUGAAAGUCAAACGGCACGCGUUAUCCUCGGUUAUUUGUGCCCCGAACUCCCGAUCUCCAUUCCAUUUUUAUUUUGGCUAACAUGCCUGGUCUGGAGGAGUGCCAUCCGAUGCGUAGAAUCGUUAGCCAGCUGGGUCAUCAUGUUCUGGACGGCGGUAGCCUCCUCCACGCUCUCGUCCAACAGCGCCGAGAGCUCGGCGGGAUUGGCCAGUGCGGCGCCCAGUUACCAGCAGCAGCACACGAAGCCAUCGCCGCUGAGAGCCUCCUCCAGCAGCUGGCAGCUUAGCAAUGCAGCAUUCAAAUCGCGCCUGCAACAGCAACAGCUACUGCAGCAACACCAGCAACAGAUACAGCAGCAACACGAGCAGCAACAGCAACAGCAGCAGCAACUGCAGCAAUCGGAGGACUUAUCCCAGCAGGAAGUGCAGACAAAUAAGGAGCAAAAGCAGGCGGUGGGGCAAAAGACCAAACUAAAGUCAGCGAACAUCAAGAAGAAAAUCAGUCCAAAGAGUGAAAGUAGAAUAUUCAAAGCUUUCACCUCCUGCAAGUGCACCCAAAAGUAGGAGAAGCAUCGAGUGCGAGUGUACAAAUGACAAAACAAUAAUAAGCGUAAAAUAAUACGAAAUUAAAUAUUUUUUGAUGCAUUUUCAAGGUAGAAAAUAUGAAACAAAAAAAUAAUGCUACAACAAUAACAGGUAAAAAACAAUCAAGUUCCUGUGCAUUUUAAAGUGUGAAGAAAACUCAUACAAAUUUUUAAUGGCUGCAAGUUUUCAGGAGUAAUUCACUU
Molecule: messenger RNA, 1113 nt
Organism: Drosophila rhopaloa
Lineage: Eukaryota; Metazoa; Arthropoda; Insecta; Diptera; Drosophilidae
Exons: 1
Coding region: 467-889 (140 amino acids)
Source: RefSeq, a predicted model, not a curated record